Malaya genurostris is the source of this 2147-nucleotide messenger RNA. RefSeq names its product zinc finger protein 62-like. Gene Ontology annotation, biological process: regulation of transcription by RNA polymerase II. Lineage: Eukaryota; Metazoa; Arthropoda; Insecta; Diptera; Culicidae. The transcript is spliced from 3 exons. Bases 167 to 2116 code for a protein of 649 amino acids. Gene Ontology annotation, molecular function: RNA polymerase II cis-regulatory region sequence-specific DNA binding; zinc ion binding; DNA-binding transcription activator activity, RNA polymerase II-specific. The record is from RefSeq and is a predicted model, not a curated record. Gene Ontology annotation, cellular component: nucleus.
AAGUUUAUUUUUGUUUAUAUAAGUGUCAUCAAUGUAAAAUUUUUCGCUAUUUUUUCGUGAUCGUAUACAGUUCUAAUUGUCCAAUCGUUUUAUAACAGUUCAUCGGAAAAAUAAAUUUAUUCAAAUACGCCGCCGGUAAAAAAAAUAGUAUAGAGCUGCGCGAGAUAUGGUCGCGUUUAAUCUAUCUACCUUUCCCGAGGUUUGCCGACUUUGUUUACAAUCGAAACAUCCGGAUGAAAUGGUUUCGGUUCAUAUUGAACGACCAAUGCAGAGCGGAUCUUUAGGAGACUUACUGGAGGAAUUCACUUUCAAAAUUCCUACGCGAAUGUCGAAUUAUUUUCCGUCGGAGGUAUGCUCAAUGUGUUUGGAAGUUUUCGAUUUCUUUUAUAAAUACAAGCAGAAAUUAUAUCAGAUUCAUCUUUUUCUGAAAGCAUUUGUGGAUGUUAAAUUGGGAAACAAAGAUCCGUUAGUGAAGCUGUUGAAUGACAAUAAGGAAUAUUUUUCCAUUUUGUUCAAAGAUUUGGAUAUUUGCAACAAGGAAGAGUUACUGGUAGAAGAUUUGCUUGAAGAAUAUCAAUAUUAUAAAAUAUCAGCCAUGGCCAAUGUGAAGGAUGAAGCCAGCGACGAGAAACAGGUUGAGCCCGCAGAAGCAAAAAAUUACGAGCUUCACGUAGAAAUUAUAGAUGAUAUUGAAUCUGUGAAGGAUGCUGACCAUGCCAAAAUAUUUUUGGAACAGUUGGGAAGUUACAAGGUGGAUAACGAAAAUGUCAAACAAAUAGAAAUUAAAGCCGAGCCAGUGUACUUGCUGUCUGUGAUACGCGAUGAUUCUCAAUUUGAAAUAGAAGAGUUGCCUUCCAAUGGAUCAGAUCAAGUUGACGAUUUUAACGAAGAUGCUGCGUCAAAGCAUGACACCAGCGAUAUCAAACUUAUUUUUUCGGAUGACGGUCACCACGACGAAAACAUGUCAAUAGCAGAAUCGAAUGAAGAGUCAAGUUCCAGGGAUGCUCUUGAGGUUCAUCAAAGAAGUCACGAAGAAAAAUCAAAUACACCGAACAAAGAAUUUAACACCAGACAGCCUCGCUUACCAGUUAGCAAAAGCAGAGAACACCAACCGCGAGAACUUCGUAAGAAGCACGUGUGUGAUAUUUGCGGGGCUACUCUGAAACAUAAAUACUCGCUGGAAGUGCAUCUGGGUCGGCAUGCCGGAGUUACUCAGUUCCAGUGUCAGUACUGUUCGUCAUCGUUUCACACCAAAACGGAGAUGCGUAACCACCUGCGCUCGAUUCACACUACCGGGAGCAGUUGUGAAUGUGCCAAGUGUGGAGCUGUGUUCAAAACCAAGAAGCUACUGAAUCAACAUCUCGAAUCGCAUGCCGAGAAGCGAAACUUCAAGUGCGAAACAUGCGAAUUUGCAUUCAAAACUUUGCAACAUUUGAAACGACACAUUACAACCGUCCACCGUGAGGUGCGUUUCAGUUGCAACCAUUGUACGAUGUCCUACGGUAGGAAGGAUAAGCUGAGGAUGCAUAUGGAGCGGGCUCACAAUAUCCAAUCCUACUUCGUCUGUGAUAUCUGCCUACGAUCAUUCAAUGGUAAACAGGCGCUAGACGAGCAUAAGGGACACCACGCCAAUCCGAAACCGCUCGAGUGCGGUGUUUGUCUGAUGGCAUUCGAGGACGGCAGGACGUUCGACGAUCACUUGUGCAUAAGCUAUCGGGAUAGUUACGAAUGUUGCGGAAAGGACUUCAAGUAUCAUGUACACUUCAAUCGGCACGUGUUGAUGGAGCACGGAAUCAAAUCGAAUGCCCGAGUCAGACCGAAACGUGGACUGCUGAUCGGCCAACUGAGAGCCGAUCGGCGACUGCGGGAGGUUCGAUGUAGAAAAUGUGAUCGAAAUUUUGUAUCCAUGCUGGAGCGAAAACGUCACGUUUGUGUGGGAAACAUAUCGAGCAUUGGUUCUGCAGAAAUUCCGGCGACAUCCGAAGAAAUGGUGAAUAGUGAUGGAGCAAUGUUUGUUAGUGAAAUGGGCGAGGAAGAACAUCUGGAGGAUGUGGAUGAUAAUCUAGAGAUUGAGUAUAUUAUAAGCGAAGAAACAGAGUCCGUGACAAACUGUUGAAUAGUUUGCAGUAUAUUGUGAUUUGAAAUAG